AUGCGCUGGUUCGCUCUCAUCCCUGCGCUUCUGUGCACAGGCGCGCUGAUUCUAUCCUUUCUGUGCCUGUUUGCAGGGCGCAACACCCAUUUCCUGAACGAUUUCCCCAUAGUGACUUUGAACACGUCGCGACUGGGCUAUGAGGUCUUCAACACCACCGAAUCGUCAAGCAAUCCGGUGGUGUCGUUUUUCAAAAACAUCAGCAACAAUGUCGAAGGUCGCAUUCAAGAUAAAUUCAACUCUUUCGCGCAGGAACUCGGUCUAGCAGACUUCUACGCCGCACAUCUUUUCACCUAUUGCGAAGGAGAUUACGUCCCUGGCCCGGUACCGAACGCGACCUUAUCUCGCUCGAGCAUUUCCAAUAACGUAACGGAGUGCUCCAACACCACCAGCCUGUUCGAUACCGAUCUUCGUACGGUACUCCAGCGCGAGCUCAACAACAGCGGGCACAGCAACAUCGAUCUGGAGGACUUGGGCUGGCCAUCGGCCAUCGACGAUGGCUACAGAACGCUCGGCGUCUUAGCACGCGCAACUUUCAUUCUGUACUGCAUAGGCGUCGGGCUCAUCGGUGUCGCCACCUUACUCGCCUUGAUCAGCGUGUUUUUCAAUGGCCGUAUCAGCGCUCUGGUCAAUGUGAUUUUUGAGGUCUUGGCUUUCCUGGUCAUCGGAAUUGCAAGCGCUGUGGCGACGUCGCUGGCUGUGAAGGGCAGCGACAUUGUCAAUCAAUACGGCGACAAAGUUGGCAUCAACGCUCAUCAAGGCAAUAAAUGGUUGGCCAUGACCUGGGUGGCGACAGGAGUCAUGCUCGUCGCGAGUGUACUCUGGUGUUACAGCUGUUGCACAAGCCGAAAGGCUGGAAGAUCGGCGAAGGUCAACGGCAAGGGCGAAUAUUGA
This is a messenger RNA of Dissoconium aciculare CBS 342.82, 894 nucleotides long. RefSeq lists its product as uncharacterized. The coding region runs from base 1 to 894 and encodes 297 amino acids. NCBI's taxonomy places the organism in Eukaryota, Fungi, Ascomycota, Dothideomycetes, Mycosphaerellales, Dissoconiaceae. Gene Ontology annotation, cellular component: plasma membrane; cell cortex of cell tip. The transcript has 2 exons. Gene Ontology annotation, biological process: fungal-type cell wall organization. The record is from RefSeq and is a predicted model, not a curated record.